AGUUUCGCAGGAGGGGGGCAGGGACGGACAAACGGUCUCGGAGGAGCUAACCGCCCUGUGAUUCUGUUAUUCUGCUGUACAAACCCAGAGUCCAUCUGCUCCCCGACCAGAACCAGCACCUGCACACAAACCCGGGGGCCGGGAACCGUGGCAACCCGAACUGAGCACCAUCGUGAUGUUUCUCAGGCUUGUGGCAUUGAUAUUGGGUUUGUGGAGUCUCACUCCCACCAUGUGUGACCACACAGACAGCAAAAACGUCGUUUUAGGGGUUCCAAUCCUCAGCGCCCCUGACGCCUCUUUCGUUAAAUCCAUCGAAACCUUCAGCUGUAGCCUCUCUAACCCCCCUAAGGAAGAGUCCAUCCUGUAUACUCUGUAUGGGAAUAACGGCACUAAGAAACACGGAGACUUCAGUGCGCACGGAGAGUACACGGCCAAUUUCACACUCGUGAUCCAGCUGUCGUACGAUGGCCUUUUCUACUGCAAUGCCAGCGUGCAGAACAACACAGCCAUCCAGCCCGUGAAAAGCAAGGACCACUACUUCAGAGUGAUCGUGCCUGUUGAAGGAGCCGAGCUGUCGUCAGACCCGUCGCCAGCGGAAGUGUUUGAGGGGCAGAAUCUGACUCUGUCCUGCAGUGUGAAGGCGGGCACUGACAUCAGUUACACGUGGCUCAUCAGUAACUCAUCGGUGGAGGCCCGUCAUCGGCAGGAGGGUAACAGGCUGUUAUUGGUGUCCGUGACCUCUGAGGAUGCUGGGAACUACUCCUGCUUGGCCUGGAACCAGUUGAUCGACAGCGUUCACUCCUCCAUCAGCACACAGAAGCUCGUCACUGUCAAAGUUGGUGUUUCCAAACUCAACAUCUCAUUCAGCGUGCAGAAGAACGGCACGGGCUACCUGGCGCAGGUGAGGUGCCAGGCGGGCAGAGGGACGCUGCCUAUCAACUUCACCCUCUACCACGAAAAUGGGGAGCAGCAGGGCUCGGAGGAGACGCACUCCCACCAGGCCUCCUUCCCUAUACCCGUCGAGCUGAACCGCCACAUGGGGGCGCUGCACUGCGUGGCGGAAAACGGCCACCGCCGAGUGCGCAGCGACGUCCUGCCGCUGAGAGUGGUGCCUGUAGGGGGCAGUGUGAGAUUGACUCUGGAGCAUGAUGACAGCGGUAGCUCUGACAGGGUGUCUGUCAGGCUGCGCUGUGCGGUGGACAGAGGAACUUUCCCACAGUUCCACUGGUUUCUGAAUGACUCCGGCCUGGACAGCCGGGGGCCCUUCCACAGGAUAGAGGAGCACAGCCGGUCUCUGCUUCUCACCUCCGUCAACGACCACAAUUCCGGCUCCUACCACUGUGAGGCGACAGACAGCUUUGACCCCAUUGCAUGGAUCAGCAGUGAGAAGCUCUUUGUAGACAGGGCAGUGGCUUCUCGUGUCCCUGUGACUGUGUUAUCUGUGGUGCUCGGCUGUUUCCUCUUCCUCUGCAGUCUGGUGACUGGCUGCUGCAUCUAUGGAGCAUUACACCGGCGAAGACCAGCCCCACGGAAGCGCGCAUGGAUUUUAAAUUCCACAGCAAUGAACAAUAUGGAAUAUGAAGAUGACGAACUGGUCGAAGACGAAUACAUGGAAGAUGGAGACCUGGCUACGGCUGCCAAUAUGGAGGACAGAGACACGGUCGAGGGAGAGUCGCUGGACGAGUGGGAGCAGAUAGAAAAGGCCCUGCAAAUAAACUGCAUGGACGAAGAAGUUCCCCCGAGCUAAAGAGAGAACAAUGGAGGAAAGAGAGGGAAGCUAGAAAAGGAGGAAGGGAGUGGAGUUAGUGAGAGAGAGAAGAA
Molecule: messenger RNA, 1821 nt
Organism: Megalops cyprinoides (Indo-Pacific tarpon)
Lineage: Eukaryota; Metazoa; Chordata; Actinopteri; Elopiformes; Megalopidae
Product: Fc receptor-like protein 5
Exons: 11
Coding region: 176-1747 (523 amino acids)
Biological process (GO): cell-cell adhesion
Cellular component (GO): cell-cell junction
Molecular function (GO): cell adhesion molecule binding
Source: RefSeq, a predicted model, not a curated record